AACGAGAUUCUGCUUUUUAUGUUUGCGAUACCUUCAUAAGGCGACGAAUAAAUCUAAGAUUGACAUUUCAAGUUGAAAACAUUUACGUCAACAAUGGAUCUGAUCAUUUUUCUAGUUGUUCUUAUUAUUUCCCAGUGUGUAGCUUAUCGUGGAGGUUGUGAUUCUGAUGAUUAUUAUCAAGACCGUCAUCGAGGGAUAAGACGGCAUUACCAACAAUCUGAACUAUCUCCUGAAGAACUGCUUCUUCAUUCUGCUUCUCUGGGGUCAGAAGAUGCCCUUGAUGCUGAAGAUAGUUCAGUUAUUCAGGAAUCAAGUGAGUCCAAUGAAGCACCUCUGGUAGUACUACCAACAAAAACUCCUCGAUUAAGUAAAACAAGGUACUCGAAAUGGAUGUCCCACUACUUACCGAAGAAUCUGCAAAACCUAGGCUACAAGGUAAUAGGUAAAAAAGCUGGCAGGUAUGGAAAAUUAAUUCUUUUAGCUCCAAAAGCAAGCAAUCAUUUUGUGAAUAAAGACGAUUCAGUAAUUACUGUUAAUGGUAAUGAAAUAGGCUAUCCUGAAUUAUUGUCAGAAACAGAUGAUUAUAACUCAUUAGAUUUAGGAGGGUCUAAUGGUGUUAAAGAGUUGAGUUUGAAUAGGAGAGGGUUUAUAAUUGCAAAUAAUCCUAGUGAAUAUCAUACUGCACGAUCAAUUCACCACAGAAGGAAUUUAUAUGGUGGUCAUUCUCUUGAUUCAGUAUUUAAAGCAAGAAGAACUCUGUCAAGAUCUAGAAGUCAUGUUAAUGAAGAUCUCCUUGAGUCUGAUCAUUUAAGCUCUGGUCCUACAGUAAUAGUGAGUGCUAGAUCUGACACUGAUGAUGAAUCAGAUAAUGAAAAUCAGAAUACCAAUGUAAACACAAAUGCAAAUAUCAACGAAUUACCUAGUGACUUUAUUCUCCCGGCAAGAAGAAAUGCAUUAAAUGCUGAAGCAGAAGAUGAAGAAGUUAGUGACAUUGUGUCUAAUGAUAAUGACUUGAGUCAAACAAAGAGAACUGGUCCAACAAUAAUUGUCGCAGCUCGUCGAAAAUUAGAAGAAGCUAAAAAUCAAAAUGUAAAUGUCAACACUAAUGUGAAUGCUGAAAAUGCUAGUCCUACUGUAAUAGUAGGUGCUAGACGAAAUAUACAAGAUGUUGAAGGACAAAUGACGACCAAUGAUAUCGACGAUAUUGCUGAAGAUGAAGCAACUUCAACAAUUGGGAAAUUAUUUAAUAGCCAACCAGAUGAAAAUUUAAACAAAAAUGUCAAUGUAAAUACCAAUGUUAAUGCUAAUGGCGAAGGUAGUCCAAAUGUAAUCAUUAGCGCAAGAAGGAGUGCACAUAAAACUGAAGCAAGAUAUGGUUCAAGAAGAACUGGUGAUGAUAAUGAAGUAAUUGGUGCAAAACAAAAUAAUAACAACAAUAUAAAUGUAAAUACGAAUGUAAAUUCUGAGAAUGGAGAAGGUGGCCCAGAAAUACUAAUUGCUGGAAGAAGGAACGCAUUUAAAGCUGAUGCAAGAUAUGGAGCUAGAAGCAAUGUUGGCCGCAGUCAUGAAUUAAACGCUGCACGGAGAAAUAAUAAUAAGAAUGUCAAUGUUAAUACCAACGUGAAUACAGAUGGUGAAGGUAAUCCAGAAGUGAUAGUUGCUGCUAGAAAACGUAACCUUAAAGGUGAAGCAGGAUAUGGUGCUAGAAGCCAAGGUGGAAGAAGUAGUAGUGCUAGUAAUAAUGGUAUCUUCAGUCUGAGAGGAGAUCUUAACGCUCCUGAUAUUUUUGGUAGAAGAAAUAAUAAUGGAAAUACAAACACAAAUUCAAAUGUUAAUGUUAAUGUGAAUGCUGAAGAUGUUGGAGGUCCUUCAUCUCUAUUAGGUGCUGCCAGAAGACGACUAUCAGCUCUAAGUGAAGAAAAUAAUUUACAAAGAAUCUUAGGAUUCCCACGACCAGGUCGUCGUUCUCAACAUCGUGCUCCUAAAAAUGAAAAUCGUAAUGUUAAUAUAAAUGUGAAUCGACUUGAAAGUGAUGAAGCUUAAAAAGAUAAUUGAAUAUUGAAAAUGUAUUAAUGUCAUAUAUUUUUUAUCACGUUAAAUGUCUACUAUUAAAUAUAAUAAAAAUAAUAAAUACUGA
Molecule: messenger RNA, 2137 nt
Organism: Chelonus insularis
Lineage: Eukaryota; Metazoa; Arthropoda; Insecta; Hymenoptera; Braconidae
Product: general transcriptional corepressor trfA-like
Exons: 2
Coding region: 94-2043 (649 amino acids)
Source: RefSeq, a predicted model, not a curated record